GCGUUUGAAAGUUGCAAACUUUUGACCGGAAAUUUUGAUUUUCUACAGUCAGAGUGUAAAGAGGGAGAGUCAAAGAUUAUUGAAGAGCGUUGCUGUAUUCACUAAACAAAUAAAAAGAAGUAAACGUUUGAUGCAUUAAGGCAAGUUAAGGCUACACCCUACUAUACACAACUUAACGCUGUUUCUUCAAGGGUGUGGUCGGUUCCGCUGUAAAGGUCAUACCAUGGGAUCAACAGGAAGCCAGAUGAUCAGCAGUUCACCUAAACAAGAGUCUUUUUCUGUAAGAAGCAAACAUCUUCAAAGAGUGAUGGAUCCUCGCUCUCCAAGUGCAGGCAUCUCAAGAACUCCAAUACAGGUAAAGGAAAUUGCCUCAACAGAACCCCAAAGUUUAUCUAAACAUACUGAGCUCUGUGAAGACCAAGAGGACAGAACAGAUCCUCGUUCUCCAACACGGGAUAUUUCACGUACUCCUCUAAAGUCGGUUCUUGCAGACAAGAUGAAUGCCCUUGUGCGACCACUUGUUGACUUGUUUGUAAGUGAGGGUUCAGAGCCAAGUACAACUGAUGAAAUACAGGAGGAGUCGACAACUUCUCAUUAUGACACAAUGCCAUUAACUGAGGAGACCGUAACUGCACAACCUACGGAAGAGAAGAUUUCAGGUUUACAAGAGCCAGGCAAUGAUGCAACAAAGAUCUUAAGCCUACCUCAGCAGGAGACGCUUGAGGAAGAUGAAGGAAAUUUUCCAAUAAAACAUUCUCUUAUCCUAAAUUCUGAUAGUCCAGCCCUUUUGGAUUUGGGAUCAUCUGAAUAUAGCCACAGGUCGCUGGCUCUUUCUGCAUCUGACAAUUCUUCAGAACCCCAGACCCCCGAUUUGUUAAUUUCAUCUCAGUCUACUGACACAAAAAACAUGAUUCCCUCAGAGAUGAUAAAUGAUGCAGAAAAUCUUGUUGUGGUUCGACAGACACAGCUUUCAAAAACUAAAGUGAAGAGUCGGAAGUCUCAGAGUAAAACCAAUAAGAGAGUUCUUCUUGGACAACAGGAAGGAGGCAACCGCUCACCACUGCAGAUACUAAAUAACUCUGAAAACAACUCUCCCCGUGCACUUCAGGUGAAGAGCAUUUCCAUAGGAGACCGUGAUGGAAAUGGUAUAAAGACACCAAUAAGACCUAAUUGGGCAACUCUAUAUGACAGCUUAAGUGGAGACAAGGAAAACCAGCAAAAUUAAUUUUCUUUAGUCAUGUCUGAUGAACUGUAAAACCGCUAUACAGACACAUUAGUGUCAGUGUGGGGUAUAUUUUAAAUAUUCGCAUUUUUAAUUAUCAGUUUUCAUGUUACGUUAUACCAAACCAUGAACCACUGCCAACUUAUGGAAACUUCUUGGAGUCGGAAAAAAGUGCAUUUUUGUUGGUACUAGAUAAUAGGGAGUGUUGUGUUUUCUGCAUGCGGGGGCACUUGUGGAAAUGACAUCCUGAAGCGCCUUCCCUUUUUAUUUACUAUACCUGACUGGAUGCCCAAGGUCCUGUUUUAUUGCUUCACUACUAUGUAAAUAUGUUUGUGUGUUUGUUUUUUUUAAUAGUUAGGUUCUUAGUGUUUGGUAUGUUAUUCUUGUCACUAUGUUGAGAAAGUUUAUCUUUGUGCACUAACUUUUUUUUCUGAAUCAAGCAAUGACAGUUCUUAAAUGGGACAGCAUCAGAAUGUCCUACCAGAUUUCAAGCCAAAUGAAUGAAUGUGCCAAUGAAGAGAAAGAUGAUGGUUGUCUUGUAAAAUCAUUUAGUGAGUUGAGAUAUGAAGUCUGGCACUUUUGUGGAAAGAAACGUAGCUGUGAUUCAAGACACAGUUGUACAAUGCAAUAAACUAACUUUAUUUAUAUUAAUGUCACUGUAAAAUACAAUGAGUUUUGUGCUGAUUUAAUUUUU
Molecule: messenger RNA, 1916 nt
Organism: Polypterus senegalus (gray bichir)
Lineage: Eukaryota; Metazoa; Chordata; Cladistia; Polypteriformes; Polypteridae
Gene: cdca3
Product: cell division cycle associated 3
Exons: 6
Coding region: 224-1225 (333 amino acids)
Source: RefSeq, a predicted model, not a curated record